GUUGCCAUUCCGACCAACACGACGGCCACGACCGCCCCUCCCAAUCCGGUGCUCCGGACGAACCGGGGUGCGCAAGACUCAGUCGCCGCCGAAGCUUCAGCUGCCAGGCUGGUGCAAAACCGGACAGAGGUGGAGAAGCUGCAGAGACAGAAGGAAGAGGUCCUGCAGAGCCAGAUCGAUGAGGUGGCAGUGUCGGCCCUGCCCCGCAAGGGCAAACUGAGCCUGCAGUUGGCCAGCCGAGCGGCCGGAGGUGCUUUGCGCAACGCAUCCGCUGGCACUUCUUCCACGGCCAAGCUUUUGGAGUCUACGGCCGCCUCGACGGCGCCGUCUCCAUCCAAAGUCGUGCCUGCUACCACCACGGCUGCGGCUGAGCCGAAAACCUCACGACCGAGUGCGGCUCCUUCCAACACGACGACUGCAGCCGAGCGGAGAUCUUCACGGCCGAGCGCAGGAUGA
This is a messenger RNA of Symbiodinium sp. CCMP2456, 456 nucleotides long. The record is from the annotation of a GenBank genome assembly. NCBI's taxonomy places the organism in Eukaryota, Dinophyceae, Suessiales, Symbiodiniaceae.